Porites lobata is the source of this 3930-nucleotide messenger RNA. NCBI's taxonomy places the organism in Eukaryota, Metazoa, Cnidaria, Anthozoa, Scleractinia, Poritidae. The record is from the annotation of a GenBank genome assembly.
AUGGAGUUGGUCAGUGGUUACAUCCUGGAAGUUGAAGUGAAUGACAAACGUCAUGUAAAUUUGGUAUCGGUGAACAUGGAAAAGAAUUCCCUGCAUAGUGCCCUUCAGCGACUGAGAGGAAUAUUGAAUGUAGUAGAAAUUGUUACUGAUGCCUCUUCAACAAUAAAAAAGUUGAUUGGUAAGAUACUGCAAGCAAUAAUUAAACAGGUGUAUCAAUAUUGCUUUACUGAUACACUUGAAUUUUGUUCAUUAUUUUAGUCUUUUUUACUCUCAGUACUCAUGCAUAAAAAAAGAAAGAAAAGUGCAUGAACUUGUUGCCUUAUACUUCAUGGUAUAACUUGCAUUGCCUCCAACAUUGAUUACUGGUAAUUUCUAUUUUAACCAGAAAUGAACAAAUUUUUUGUUUGGUUUUUCUUGUAGCUGAUGAGUUUCAAGGAGUAUUCCACAGUUUGGAUGUUUGGCAUAAGUCAAAGAGUAUAAGGAAGUGCCUGGCAGAGGUAAUAUCAUUCCCCACAAAAACAGUACUUCAUAUGACUCACUCGUCAGAUCUUCUAAAAUCAGAAGAACAGGAUUUUACUGUAGCUUCUAAAACAAAUAUAAGUAGAAAUUAUUGAUGGUUAGCAAAACAGUUAACUCUAUGAUAGUUUAACAAAAAAGGAAACAAAAGCUAGGAAAGAAUACUUAUUACUUGCUGCGGACUUAAUCCAUUUAGGUUGGGAAAUUGAAAGACAUGGACAAGAUAAAGGUAUGGGCAGAUGACAUAAUCCUACAGUUUUAGCACUGUGCAAGCACUUGUAGACCUACUGCAUCAACCAGUGAUGACGAAGCAGUUGAAAUCAUGAAGGUCUGUACAUGUAGCAUUUCCUACCUAACUGUAUACACCUAUUUCAAUUAUGGUUGCUCCCAUGGAUCAUGCAUCAUUCUUAUCUGAAGCAACCUUAAUUGAAAUAGGUGUAUACAUAAACGUUUUGCCCAUUCACACCUAUUGAUAUCAAUCAUUAAGAUUUUGGAGAAUCUCAAACAUGAACCGGAAUACAUGGAUUGGACUUUUACAUCAUGUGUUUGACGAACAUGACUGGGUUGGAGGCAGAUGUGCCCAUGAUGAGUUAGAAGACCAUACACUCCCAUGGUUUGACCGCAGGGAUAAAGACUUUGAAGCACUUCAAAAGAUUAUUCUGGAACCUCAACUCCUUGCAAGUUUCAAAUCUUAGGUCAGAUUCAGGUAAACUGAAGUGAAAUAGACAGUGUUUGAUGUAGAAUCCAGUAAUGUCAGUGAUGUAUUGGGAAAGUAAUGUUGAUUCAUCUAAUACAAGAUGGAGUCUUCUUAUCAAUGUUACUGACAAAGAAAUUGAUAAAAAUACGGUGAAUGUUCAGUUAACAUAAGAAACUCGGAUGAAGACCACUGGUUUUGUUAUGUGAAACUUGGAAAUAUUGUUGACCCAAGUUGACAAGAAAAUAGGAAAUAACCAUCUGCAAAAGUCAUUUUUAAUCAAAUUAUCUGGGCUUAUGGUACUUUGCGAAACGAAACGAAACGAAACGAAACGGUACUUUGCGAAAUGGUACUUUGCAAAAUGGUACUUUGCGAAACGGUACUUUGCGAAACGGUACUUUGCGAAAUGGUACUUUGCGAAAUGGUACUUUGCGAAACGGUUACACAAGCGCCAAUGCGCCUAAAUUUUUCGCGUUGGCGACCAAACCCUGAAAAUUAGCAGCCUAGAAUGCUUCAUCACACCUUAUCUCUAGUACCUAGAAUGCUACUGAAAGCUUAAGAUUUGUUUCCAAAAAGCAAUGUAUUACCAGACGCCAUCUUGGAUUUAGGUGACUUGGAAAGUGGUGUAUGAACUGUUUUAGUGUCGUCUUUGUAACACGUGUUAAUUUUGCGGGCGCAUCUUUCACACGUAGACAUGCAAAAAGAGCGUUUCAGAGCGUUUUUCUGGUAAAUUUAUUUUUUAAUUACUAUGAGUACCAUAUAUGAAUUACAAUCUAAGCAAAUCAAACAAAAACAUUAACAGUAACAAUGACAACAAAUGGAACAAUGACAAAUUUAGUAAAACCGUAACAAUUCUUCUUUCUGUGGCCCAUAGACGCUUUUUUGUUUGUUUAAAGACAAAUUGGCACAUAGAUUGCGUGUUUCAAUUUGCUUCAAUUAUGCUGGAUAAGUUAGAUCCAAAACUUAACUGUGUGAGAAAAAUAUAAUAAGAAGCGCUGAAGAACACUGUUGUAAAUAAUGUUUGCUAGCACAUGGGCAGACGCCGGUUUCACAUGCAUGACCCCAAAGCGCGGGAAAAUUUCUCACGCAAUGCCUCGCGUGACGAAAGAAAGACAAACAUUUCGCAAAGUAUCAUUUAGCAAAUUACCAAAAUCAAUUUUUUUGUUUGAUUUGCUUUAAUUGUAAUUCAUAUAUGGUACUCAUAGUAACUAAGAAACAAAUUUACAAGAAAAACGCUCUGAAACGCUCUUUUUACAUGUUUGCUUGUGAAAGAUGCGCCCGCAAAAUUUACACGUGUUACACAGAGGACACUAAAAUGGUUGAUACACAACAUUCAAGUCACCUAAAUCCAAGAUGGCGUCUGGUAAUAGAUGCUGCUCUUAGGAAACAGACUUAACGGGGAAAUUUGCUCCAGGUUUAUCUUUACAAAUCUUCAGCUUUCAGUGGAAUUCUAGGUACUCUAGAUAAGGUGUGAUGAAGCAUUGUGUUGUAACCGUUUCGCAAAGUACCGUUUCGCAAAGUACCGUUUCGCAAAGUACCAUUUCGCAAAGUACCAUUUCGCAAAGUACCGUUUCGCAAAGUACCGUUUCGCAAAGUACCAUUUCGUUUCGUUUCGUUUCGUUUCGCAAAGUACUGUAAGCCAAUUAUCUGGUUAUUAGCUACAUUUGCAUGUUGCUUUGGAUUUAUUUUUUUGGAGAAAUUAAUGAUGAAUUUAAUGGACCUUAUUGUUUAUUUUCUCUAGGCAAACAGGAAGUAUUGGGUGUGCAAACAAUCUUACCCUGCCAUAUGCAUCAAAAAGAUGUUCAUACAGGUUUGUUACACUUAUGAUGCAAACUUCUUUCUAAAUAAAUGAUGCCAUUCUACAUUCAAUAAUUCUUUUGGCACAUUCAUUCAAUUUGCGGUGAUAAGCACAUUCCUGUUGGUUCAAACAUUUGGGACAUUAAUGACAAUAUCAUCCUGAACCGAUGAAAAUACAGGAUAUUUCGGAGACAGUUUAGUGAUGUUAUAGAAUGUUAAAAAAAAACAAACAAGCAAGGAAAAACCAAUAAUGUAAAUGCACAGUUCUCCUCAUGAAACAUGACUGCUUAUGCAUUGCCCAUAAUAUACUAAAACCUAUCAAAGUAAUAAUAUAUUGUAAUUUCAAAGACUGACGGAACAAUGCUGUGUUAUUGUUUUAGUUACAAAGUUUACAAGGCCCGGAAACAACUUGCAGCCAUAGACCGGAAUUUUCAUUUGAACCAAGAGCCGGCAACAACAAAGACAGGGGAACAAAUAGUUACCAGAAAACACAACCAGCAUACAAAGGAAUGGGAUGCUAAAAUUGUGAAAGUCAAGAAGAAUUAUGAGUACAUCCCUGUCAUGAUGGCAAAGAUCCUUCAUCUUAGAAAAGACGAUGUUAACAUUGUCACUAGACAAGUGUCUUUGAACGAGAGUGACCCUGCAUUGUUGGCUCCCACUAUUGCAGACAAACCCGCACCACCCUCAAAGGAACUAUUUAUUGCCCGCAGGAGCAGGUUUAAGACCUCUAGCACUGCAGACCAGUCAGAGGAAUCUUCAAAUGUUAUCUCAAGUGAAUAACAGUCUAUGUACUUCCAAAGAAAGCGAAACUGAUACCCUUUUUAAGGCCGAAAGCCGAAAAAUGACACCCUAUUCAAGGAAAAAACAAAAUUAUUAAUAGCAUGAAAAGGAAAACUUUAUUUUUCGGUAACAAUGGAUGUAUA